Molecule: messenger RNA, 1456 nt
Organism: Euleptes europaea (tarantolino)
Lineage: Eukaryota; Metazoa; Chordata; Lepidosauria; Squamata; Sphaerodactylidae
Product: gastrula zinc finger protein XlCGF57.1-like
Exons: 1
Coding region: 29-1456 (475 amino acids)
Biological process (GO): regulation of transcription by RNA polymerase II
Molecular function (GO): RNA polymerase II cis-regulatory region sequence-specific DNA binding; DNA-binding transcription factor activity
Source: RefSeq, a predicted model, not a curated record
GAGGCAGGAGGGAAACCACACAGAGAAGAUGAGGGAAGAACCCAUUCCUUGCCAAGGAGGGGAUUUCCUUGAAGUCAUUCCCAAGACAGAGGAAAUAGGCAAAUGGUUGGAGUGUGGACUGAACUUCUCAGAUCAAACUCAGUAUAAUAUCCAUUUGGGAAAGCACCCUGGAAAGGAUGUCCAUAAAUGCCUGCAGUGUGGAAAGAGCUUCCAUUGUGGAGAAGAGCUCAUUAAACACCAAAGAAUCCAUAUAGCAGAGAAACUGUAUAGUUGCUCAGACUGUGGCAAGAGGUUCUCAGAGAAAACAAACCUUAUUCAACACCAGAGAGUUCAUUCAGAAGGGCAACUAUUUAUCUGCUCAGAGAGUGGAAAGAGUUUCUUUGCACAUAAAUGCUUUCUGUGUGGAAAGUACUUCAAGUACAGAUCAGCGCUCCUUUUGCACCGAAGAACCCACACAGGGGAGAAACCUUUCGAGUGCUCAGAGUGUGGAAAGAAAUUCAGUAGGAAUUUCUGCCUUCAACAGCAUCAGAGAACCCACACAGGGGAGAAACCUUUUGAAUGCUCACAGUGUGGAAAGAGAUUCGGUCAGUGUGUCACUCUUCAGCAGCAUCAGAGAAUCCACACAGGGGAGAAACCAUUUGAAUGCUCAGUGUGUCGAAAGAGAUUCAGUCAUGGUGUCAGUCUUCAACGGCAUGAAAGAAUCCACACAGGGGAGAAACCUUUUGAAUGCUCCGAAUGCGGAAAGAAAUUCAGUAGGAGUUUCCAUCUUUUACAUCAUCACAGAACCCACACAGGGGAGAAACCUUUUGAAUGCUUAGAAUGUGGAAAGAAAUGCACUAGGAGUUUUCAUCUCCAACAACAUCUAAGAACACACACAGGAGAGAAACCUUUUGAAUGCUCAGAGUGUGGGAAGAAAUUCAGUCAGAAUGGCAAUCUUCUAAAUCAUUACAAAACCCACAGAGGGGAGAAACCUUUUGAAUGCUCAGUGUGUGGAAAGAAAUGCAGUAGGAGUUUCCAUCUUCAACAACAUCUAAGAACCCACACAGGGGAGAAACCUUUUGAAUGCUCAGAGUGUGGAAAGAAAUUCAGUCAGAGUGGCAAUCUUCAACAGCAUCUAAGAACCCACAGAGGGGAGAAACCUUUUGAAUGCUCCGAGUGCGGAAAGAAAUUCAGUAGGAGUUUCCAUCUUCAACAACAUCUAAGAAAUCACACAGGGGAGAAACCUUUUGAAUGCUCAGUGUGUGGAAUGAGUUUCAACUGGAGUGGCUAUCUUGAACGGCAUCAGAGAACACACACAGGGGAGAAACCUUUUGAAUGCUCAGAGUGUGGAAAGAAAUUCAAUAGGAGUUGCAAUCUUCAACGGCAUCAAAGAACCCACACAGAGAGAAACCUUUUGAAUGUUCAGACUGUAGAAGUAGUUUCACUCACAGAUUCUGCCUUCAAUGACAUCAACUAA